CAAUGACUGUUGAAACUGAUCUGGCUAAGCGAGUUGGCGAACUUAAUUUGGAAAAACGAGUGGAUGGAGUAGCGGAGAAAAUGGACAAGAAACUUUCUACUGACUCUAUGAAUGGCGAAAGUUUGGAGAAGCGUGUUCGUCAGUUGCGUGGUCCGAUUGUUAUUGGGCGUGCUCAACAUGGAAUUGUUAAAUGGUUUAGUGUAGCCAAAGGUUUGAUUUUCUUUUGGAUGAGCUUCGUGAAUUGAAACGGGGUGGGGUAGGCCAGGGCAUUGUUUUGGUGAGCUUAGAGUUUGGUCCUUGAUUCUGAGCAUGUUGAGAGGUUUCCUUGACUCUAUUCUAAUAGAAAUUCUUGA
This is a messenger RNA of Meloidogyne enterolobii, 353 nucleotides long. The record is from the annotation of a GenBank genome assembly. Lineage: Eukaryota; Metazoa; Nematoda; Chromadorea; Rhabditida; Meloidogynidae.